AUGACACUCGACAAUGAGAUCCGCACUGCGCAAGCAGUCCAGUAUAGGAAGCUCCUGGGCAUACCCAUAGUCACCACUCAACGCUGUCCAAAAAACGGUGCAGAUCCCGUAACAGGCAGAUCGGUGUCAGCACGAGACCCAGAGUUGCGCAAGUACGAUACGGCCUAUCCGAACAUAGGGAUUUAUGAUGGUAGAGCGACAUACCUCUCCUGUCUUCAGCGUGGAGAUGACAUGGACAUUGCUCAACGCGUUGUCGAUUGGGACCGCAAAUACCCAAGGGUUGGAAACGAGUUAGCAGCGACCGACAAAUACCCAGCACGCAAUGUGAGACCGUGGGAGCGGUCAACGUCGUCAAUUGAGGCGCCUGCAGUGCACCCGCUAUGGUAUCAAGUGACACCAUCUCCAACUCCCGACGCACUUAAACUUCCACCAAAAUCCCCUUUACCACAGUCGCAGCACACGGGUGAACGAAUAGGUUCACGACCGCCGAUUCAAAAAUUGAGGCAGCUCAACUUGCGCUCAGCGACGGGAUCGCUAUCCCCUCGUCCUACUUGCGAGGUUUUGGACGACCAAUUUACCUCCCGGAAGGCUGAGAAGACAGACACUCGCAAGCAUUCUCUGGUAUCGUACUUGACCGAAGGGUUCCUACGUGAUGAGAUUGCAAGAAAUCUGGCGCAAGCGGACUAUAUACGAAACCAAAAUGAGAAGCGUGAAGUCGAUGAGAGGAAAGAGCGAAGACGGAAAGAGCAGGAGAAGGAAAAGGCAAAACAAGAGAGGGCUAUGGCGGUGAAAAAGAAGAGAUUGGAGGACGUCCCAGCCUACAUCAAGGAUCUGGCGAGGAAUUGGCGGGAGAGAUACCCCGGGCCUGACAAGCUGUUCAGGAAAGACUUCGACUUUGGGCCCAAGACGCAGGGUGACGAUGACGACGACUAUUGCAGACCUCUGAGUCCUCAUUCUUCCUGUCACUCACUUUCAAAGGCCUUCACAAAUACUCAUAGCAAAUCGUUAAAGCGCCAGCGUCACGACUCUUCCAAUCCCGAUGUGGCAAGAGAGUCUCCACACGAUCGAUACUCUACUAUGAGCUCACCUAUUCCAAUGCAGCGGUCUCAGCCUACUACGCCGAUAUCAAGAUCAUUCUCCAGCGGAGUUGGGGCGCCAGAAGCUCAUCCUGGUCAGCUUGUCGACUUCACUUUACAUUCCUCACCGAGGUUCGAAGUGGACUACAGCAACAAGGAUCGCAUUCUCUUCCUCACUUCCAAGUACGAUCGUAACCAUGUCCUUGACUACUUCGAGACCAGAGCAUGGUUGACCGAGACAGUUGCUGCGCUAUGGACCUUAGAUACCACCUCGAAACAGUCUUCAACGAACAGGGUAAUCUCACGGAUAACGUUGAGGAAGCCCAAGCAGCAGUAG
This is a messenger RNA of Didymella exigua CBS 183.55, 1413 nucleotides long. RefSeq lists its product as uncharacterized. The transcript has 2 exons. Lineage: Eukaryota; Fungi; Ascomycota; Dothideomycetes; Pleosporales; Didymellaceae. The coding region runs from base 1 to 1413 and encodes 470 amino acids. The record is from RefSeq and is a predicted model, not a curated record.